Dovyalis caffra is the source of this 450-nucleotide messenger RNA. The record is from the annotation of a GenBank genome assembly. NCBI's taxonomy places the organism in Eukaryota, Viridiplantae, Streptophyta, Magnoliopsida, Malpighiales, Salicaceae.
AUGCGGCGGUCGCGAGAAAAACGCGGACCAAAGCUCCCACACCGACUCCCUAUCAUCGACCACCAACUAACUCGCUCUCUCCCUCUUACUCGUACCCCUACACGCCACCUCCUCACCCACGGCUCCAUCACAACCCUCUCGCCCCUCACCUACGGCCAUUACCAUACCAACACCCUUCUCCCUUACAACAACCUCACAUGGACACCACGAGCCUCAUCCUUCUCCCACACAAGCCUUCGCUGGUCAUGCUAUAGCCCAAGCCUCACUCGUGCGCUUAGCCAAUCCUCUAUUGCCUCACACAUGCCCUCUCCCAAGUCGGCACCCACAAGCAUGGCUACAGCCCUUUCGAGCCUACCUCACGCCUGCACCGGUCUUGGUCAAACUCUCCCUUUUGCCUCACACCCCAACAUCGGACCGUCCAUAAACACACCCAAUACCGACCAAAAAUAG